AUGGAUAACAAUCAAGAGCUUAAGAAAUGUUUCUGCGCCCGAUGUUUCUUGCCUAUAGAUUCAGAAGAUAAAGUUGAUGUGGAAGGUCAAAACUUUCAUAGGAUUUGCAGCAUGUGUUGUAUAUGCCGAACAAUACCAACAUCACUAAAAAUGUUUUACGGGCAUGUGUUUUGCAACGAAUGUUUUAAAACGCAUGUCAUGACAAGAUUCAAGGAAGAGAAUCCCCGCAUUCAAUCGAAUAGCUGGUGGAUGCAGUGGGCGCCAGGUACAAAUCCGAAUGAAAAAGCGGACAAGACUGAUGGUGAAAAAUCUUCGCAAAGUUCAUCGGAACCGACAAAAAAGUUUAUUUGCGCACGUUGUUUACAACCUGUUGACGAAAAUCAUACAGUCACGAUUGGUGAUCAAAGUUUCCAUAGCCAAUGUGGACAAUGCUAUAUUUGCCGUAAAACACCAUCAAAUAAUUUAAAAAUAUAUUGUGGCAAAGUUUUUUGUGAAGAGUGCUUUUAUCGACACGUUUUGACCCGUAACAGAGAUAACCCAUCUGAAUUCUUCAAGAAUUGCUUUGAGCAGUGGCAAAAUAAUCCUCAAUUCGCUGAUAAUAUGAGAGAUUUUAUGGCAAGAAACAAGGAAUCUUCUCCUUUUAUUUUUAUGAUGCAAGGUCAACAGCCGCCCUUCUGCAGAUGUGGAACUGGUCCUCAAGAAUGGUUCCAAGCAAAUGAACCUAAAAAAUGUGCA
Brenthis ino (lesser marbled fritillary) is the source of this 735-nucleotide messenger RNA. Lineage: Eukaryota; Metazoa; Arthropoda; Insecta; Lepidoptera; Nymphalidae. The record is from the annotation of a GenBank genome assembly.